AUGGCUGCAAGUGAGAAAGAGUUACAGAAAAAUAUAGAUAUGUGGAAAGAAGUAUUAGGAGAAAAUGGAAUGAAAAUAAAUGUCAAGAAAACAAAAACAAUGGCAAUAACAGAAGAACAACAGAAAAUAAAUAUACAGAUAGAUGGAGUGAGGCUGGAACAAGUACAAUAUUUUGAUUAUCUAGGGGUAUUGAUAGAAGGAUCAGGAAAACAAGACAAAGAAAUAGAAAAAAGAAUAGAAAAUACAAUGAAAGUAUACCAUAGUAUAAAUAAAAGCUUCAUUAACAAGAGGGAAAUAUCUACAAAAACUAAAAUGAAUGUGUAUCAAGCAGUUUACAAACCAAUUUUAACAUACGGGUGUGAGACAUGGAUAUUAACGAGACAACAUAAGAGUAAAAUUCAAGCAACAGAAAUGAAGUAUCUGAGGAGAGUGAGAGGAGUAACGAAAAUGGAUAGAAUGAGAAGUGAGCAAAUAAGAAAAGAUUUAGGAGUACAAUCGGUAUUAGAAUUCAUAGAACAGCGACAGCUGAGCUGGUGGGGGCACUUACAACGAAUGAAUAAUAGCAGACAAGUUAAAAGGAUAUGGGAGGCUAAAAUACAAGUUAAAAGAAGGAGAGGAAGACCAAGGGAAACGUGGGACAGCACAGCAGAAAAAGCAUUAGAAAAUAGAGGCAAGUCAUGGCAAGAAGCAAAGCUAAUAGCAAGAGACAAAAAGCAAUGGAGAAAAUUUGUAUAUAAAUAG
Anoplophora glabripennis (Asian longhorned beetle) is the source of this 741-nucleotide messenger RNA. RefSeq lists its product as uncharacterized. NCBI's taxonomy places the organism in Eukaryota, Metazoa, Arthropoda, Insecta, Coleoptera, Cerambycidae. The record is from RefSeq and is a predicted model, not a curated record. The transcript has a single exon. Bases 1 to 741 code for a protein of 246 amino acids.